AUGAAUAUAUGUCUAUGCUAUCUUGCUGACCCUGGAUAUCAGCAAAGUAUUGGUCAGGAACUUGGUGUUAGUCAAGCAACGAUAUCUCGGACUGUGGAUAGAGUUGUGAACAGCAUAGUUGCACAGUCGAACGAAUGGAUCAAGUUUCCAACUACCAACCAUGAACUGAUGAAGGCCAAGCAGAUAUGGCGAAGCACGUAUAAAUUUCCGACAGCAAUUGGUGAAAUUGAUUGUACACAUAUAGGAAUCCUGAAACCAUGGGGAUGA
Messenger RNA from Acanthoscelides obtectus, 267 nucleotides. The record is from the annotation of a GenBank genome assembly. NCBI's taxonomy places the organism in Eukaryota, Metazoa, Arthropoda, Insecta, Coleoptera, Chrysomelidae.